This is a messenger RNA of Loa loa (African eye worm), 1431 nucleotides long. RefSeq lists its product as hypothetical. NCBI's taxonomy places the organism in Eukaryota, Metazoa, Nematoda, Chromadorea, Rhabditida, Onchocercidae. The transcript is spliced from 9 exons. Gene Ontology annotation, biological process: mRNA splice site recognition. Gene Ontology annotation, cellular component: U1 snRNP; U2-type prespliceosome. The coding region runs from base 1 to 1008 and encodes 335 amino acids. The record is from RefSeq and is a predicted model, not a curated record. Gene Ontology annotation, molecular function: mRNA binding.
AUGGGACGCGUUUUGUACCGAGUAUCUGCGGUUUGUUUGUUUUAUAAGCUGUUGAAGAAGUUGUUAGUUGGUAGUAAAACUGAAAGCAAAAUGACGGCUGAAAUGCGAGAUAUGAUUAAUCAGCUCAUGGGAACGAAUCGAGCAGUAGAGGAGGGUCGACGUCUGGUACCCUAUAAUCAUCAUACUGUUUGCCGAGCUUUCCUUCUUGGCUGCUGUCCACAUGAAAUCCUGGCUGAUACCCGUCUGGAGUCCCUCGUCGCUUGCAAUAAGGUUCACGAAAGCGCCCACAAAGCCGAUUACGAGAACGCUCAGAAGCAACGAGAUCAUUUUUAUGAUAUUGAUGGUUUUGAAAGAUUGGAAGAAGCAGUCCGCAUCGUUGAUAAAGAAAUUGAAAGGACAAAGGAGAAAUUAAAGAAAGAUUGCGAAAAUGAAAUUGAUCAAGCUGAAAUUCUGAAGACGCAGAUGAUUGGAGAAUUAGGUGAGAAAAUUGGAACAACAAUUGUGAAAAUGGAGGCAUUGGGAAAUGAGGGUAAGGUAGAAGAAGCAAUGGAAUUGUCGAAAACCAUUGAGGAAUAUAAAAGGAAGAAGCGCGAUCUCGAGAAUGACGUGCGAACGGUACUGAACACACCACAAGUAAGACUUCGUGUAUGUGAUAUGUGUGGAGCACAGCUUAGUCUGAUGGAACAUGAAACUCGUUUGGCUGAUCACUAUGGUGGUAAAAUGCACUGUGGUAUGGAAACUAUUCGUGAGCAGUACAACGAAAUGAAGAAAACAGUUGAAGGGAGACGUGCUGAAUGGAAGAAAGUUCGACUUGGCCUAGGAAGUCCACGAGAUGACAGGAAUGAUCACGACAGGAGGGAUCGUGAUUAUCGUGCUCGGGAACGUGAUUAUGAUUCUCGCGACCGAGAAAGGAACAGAGAGAGGGAUCGGGACCGUGAUCGUAAUGGAGAUCGUUUGCGUGACAGGGACCGUGAACGAAGACGCAGGUUUAGUUCUUUUGUUUUUUAGUUAAGAAUUCCUCGACUUCCACAUUUCGUACUGAUGGUUUUAUAAGGUUUUAAGAGUACACUUAGUAACGACGUGCUGGUGGUACAUCGUAGGGGAUGAAGUAUAUGAACAAAAAGAUGGAGGGAAAUGAAUCCACUGUCUUGGUAAGUUAAGUUUUUGGGAGAAAUCCGAAAUGUGGAUGUUACAUUUUCCCCGUUCAAAUCAAAUCUUACAGUCGUUCGCCACGACGUCGGUCUCGUUCUCCUCGCGCUACCCGUGAUCGAGACCGGGAUUCACGACGAAGCGACCGUGAAAGACGCCGGAGCCGUGAUCGCCGAUAAAACAUUGUAUUAAUUAACUGUUGAAUCCAGUUCGUUAGUGUAUCUAUCGAUUCUUGUUCCGAUUCUGUAUAACUUUUGUUUUGUGCGGGAUUAUUGAUUUGCG